Messenger RNA from Brassica oleracea var. oleracea, 1143 nucleotides. Its product is annotated as metacaspase-5-like. The record is from RefSeq and is a predicted model, not a curated record. NCBI's taxonomy places the organism in Eukaryota, Viridiplantae, Streptophyta, Magnoliopsida, Brassicales, Brassicaceae. Gene Ontology annotation, molecular function: cysteine-type endopeptidase activity. Bases 72 to 1085 code for a protein of 337 amino acids. The transcript is spliced from 2 exons. Gene Ontology annotation, biological process: proteolysis.
CUUUCAUCAAUAUAAAGGUUGACUUAUAACAUGGUGAACAAUCAAAACAUCUUACGAUAAAUUUAUCCAAAAUGAUAAGAAGAUUCACAACACAAAUCAUCAAAUCAUCACCAAUGGUGAAGAAAGCAGUACUGAUUGGGAUCAACUACCCAGGAACCGAGGGAGAGUUACGUGGCUGCGUCAAUGACGUCAAGCGAAUGCACAGAUGCCUCGUUGACCGGUUCGGAUUCUCAGAGGAAAACAUCACCGAGCUGAUUGAUACCGACAAGUCCAAGAUCCAACCCACCGGUAAGAACAUACGACAGGCAUUGUCGGAGCUUGUGGGAUCAGCUAACCCUGGAGAUGUGCUCUUCGUACACUACAGUGGACACGGUGUGAGGCUGCCUCCGGAGACUGGUGAAGACGAUGAUACUGGUUUCGAUGAGUGUAUUGUUCCCUGUGAUAUGAACAACAUCACUGAUGAUGAAAUCAGGGAGAUUGUUGAUAAAGUGCCUGAAGACUGCUCCAUUACAAUCGUCUCGGACUCUUGUCAUAGUGGUGGUCUCAUUGACGCAACCAAGGAGCAGAUAGGAGAGAGCACCAAGAAGGCGGGGAAAGCAGUAAAGACUAUUGAGGAGAUUGAACAAGAAGAGAGGAGGAACGGAGUCCAUGUGGUAAACAGAUCUCUGUCUCUGGAGAGUAUGAUCAAUAUGCUAAAGCAAGAAACAAGAAAGGAUGAUAUAGAGGUGGGGAGUAUCAGGAGGUCUCUUCUCCAUGCGUUUGGAGAAGAUGCAUCUCCAAAAGUGCAGGAAACUGAAGGCCUCAAGGCGGUGACGAAGAAACAAGUGGUGAGAAAGAAAGACAAGGGCAUUUUGCUUAGUGGAUGUCAGACUGAUCAGACUUCAGGAGAUGUACGCACCAAGGGACAAGCCUAUGGAGCAUUCAGCGAUGCAAUACAGAUAAUACUUGAUGAGACAAAAGGAAAGAAGAUCACAAACAAAGAACUGGUUUUAGGUGUGAGAGAGCUUCUUGAGUAUGAAUGGUAUCCUCAACAACCGGGGCUGUAUUGCAGUGAUAGUAAUGCUGAUGCUCCAUUCAUAUGCUGAAAAUGAAUUUUCAGAUUUAGUUUCUUUAAAGUGUUUUGGAGUUUGUUGUUGAAUGAAG